AUGGAGGCGCCCAAGGCGGAGACUGUGGUCCCAAUCCGUGAAGAAGAACAGCCUGCUGCUACUACAGAACAGGAUAUCAACCCCUGGGACGUUAAAGGUGCAAAGGAUGCGCAGGGAAACACUCUGGCUUUCGACUAUGUUGCUAUUUCGAAGAAAUGGGCGACUAAAUUGAUAGACGAUACCAUUCUCCAGCGCUUUGAGCGCAUUACUGGCCACAAACCCCAUCGUUGGCUGAGACGUGGCCUUUUUUUCUCUCAUCGGGACUUCGACAAGAUCUUGGACAAGUACGAAAAGGGCGAGCCUUUCUUCUUGUACACUGGCAGAGGACCAUCUAGCGACGCAUUGCAUCUCGGCCACACCAUCCCUCUCACUUUCACAAAAUGGCUGCAGGACGUUUUUGAUGUCCCAUUAGGUAUUCUUUCUUUGCUCCCAUAUAACCCCAUACUGAUAAAAAAGGAGGAAGAUGAUGAAAAGGCACUCUUCAAGGAAAAGCUCACCUUCGAGGAAACACACAAGUUUGCCCUUCAGAACGCAAAGGAUAUCAUCGCAUGUGGCUUCGAUUUGAAGAAGACCUUCAUCUACAGUGACCUGGAAUACAUCAAAGGCCCAUUCCUCACAAACGUCUGGGAAUUUUCAAAGCUUCUUACAUUCAACCAAGUCCGCGGAGCAUUUGGAUUUAACGAGAGUGCUGCCGCAUUUGCUACGUCAUAUCCGGAGCUCUGGAGCGACAAACCAGCUACAGCCCGAACUAAAGCCAUGGCAAAGAUUCAGUGCUUGAUUCCCAUGGCUAUAGACCAAGAUCCUUACUUUAGACUCCUGCGCGAAAACUGUCAUAGGAUGCGAUUCCCUUCUCCAAAACCAGCAUUGAUUCACUCUCAAUUCCUUACUGCACUGCAAGGAGCCGGUGGAAAGAUGAGCGCCAGUGAUCCAAAUUCCGCCAUUUUCAUGUCAGACACCCCCAACCAAAUCAAGAAAAAAAUCAACUCCUAUGCCUUCAGUGGAGGCCAAGAAACGGUUGAGCUGCACCGUCAGCUUGGUGGAAACCCUGAUGUAGACGUUUCUUACCAAUACAUUUCUUAUUUCGAAGAUGACGACGAAAAGCUUAAGAAGAUAGAGCAAGACUACCGCAAAGGGGAUCUUUUGACGGGAGAGCUAAAGAAAAUGGCUAUCGCCCUUUUGCAGGAAUACGUUAUGGAGUUCCAAGAGCGAAGAAAAGCCGUUACAGACGAGGUGCUGAAUCAGUACAUGACACCUCGGAAGUUAGAGUGGGGCGGUAACCCCAACUCGACCGCAUCGUCCCAUAGCAGUGCAAAGCCUACAGAAGCCGUGCGCGACAGCUAA
Molecule: messenger RNA, 1341 nt
Organism: Trichophyton verrucosum HKI 0517
Lineage: Eukaryota; Fungi; Ascomycota; Eurotiomycetes; Onygenales; Arthrodermataceae
Product: tryptophanyl-tRNA synthetase
Exons: 7
Coding region: 1-1341 (446 amino acids)
Biological process (GO): tryptophanyl-tRNA aminoacylation
Cellular component (GO): cytoplasm
Molecular function (GO): ATP binding; tryptophan-tRNA ligase activity
Source: RefSeq, a predicted model, not a curated record